AUGCCGCCCAAGGCUCUCUCUACUCUCUUUCUCGGUCUCGAGCUCGCGACAGACCAGCUCAGGGCUUCAAUCGUGGACGAGAACCUCGAGCUGGUCGGGGUGGAAGCUGUUGACUUUGACACAGAGGUCUCGGAGUAUCAGACUCAGGGCGGUAUCUUCACGACUCCGGGGGAUGCGUAUACCACCCCCGUUGAGAUGUGGUUGAAGGCCUUCGAUCUUCUGCUUGAGAAAGUGAGCAAGAACUACGAGAUCGCCCGAAUCAAGGCCAUCGGCGGCGCUGCACAGCAAGCACUAGUGUGGUGGAAAGCCCCGAUACCCCCGCUGCAAGCCCUAGAUCCCCGGCGACCGAUUCAUUCCCAGAUCACCUCUCAGUCUUUCUCGCUCCAGAACAGCCCCAUCGCCCAAGACACCUCCGCCCACACUCACGCCCUUGCCCUCGAGGCCGCUCUCGGUGGUCCAGAACUUAUGGCACAACGCGUCGGCACAUGCGCUCACCCUUCGCUCAUCGCUGCACAACUACUCCGUGUACGGGAGGCUUGGCCGGACGUCUGGACACGCACAGGGCGGGUACAGAUGGCGAGCUCGUUCAUUGCCAGUCUCCUCACAGGCCAGCUUGUCGGCAUGGGUGAAGCAGAGGCUUCCGCCACUGGCCUCUGGGUUCACACUGGCGCUCAACAAGGCGCGCAGAGUCACUGGGACGAAGGCGUGAUGGAAAUUGUCGGCGGCAACCGGGACGAAGGCCGCAGGAUCUGGACAUGGCUGGGCGAAGUCGACAUCUCGGGUGGCCGCAGGCGCAUUGGCAGUGUUUCAAGGUACAUAGUAGAACGUUACGGUUUCGAUCCAGAAUGUAUCAUUACCCCCUUCACCUCGGACUACCUCUCUUCCUACAUCUCAUUAUGUCCUUCGCCCGCCGACACCGUCCUGACGUUCGGCCCCAUGGACAUGAUGAUGGCGCCCACCCCCAACUACGUUCCAUCCCGACUGUACAACCUGUUCCCCCACCCAGCACAGGACGCCAGCGAAAAGAAGCGCUACGUCGUCAUGCUCACCAGCAGGAAUGCGGACGUUCCCCGUGCCCUAGUACGUGACAUGUACACCAAGAGCUGGAGCGCCUUUGAUCGCCUUGUCGCCAUCGUGCCGCCCGGCGGCUCAAUCGGCCUCGACGAUAAGCUGUUCAGCUUCUGGCUCUUGCAAGGGGACACCUUCCCUUACUCCCACGUCAAGGGUAUCUAUCGCUUUGAGACUGGCAUCAAAGUUAACGAGUUCCGCGAUCUCCGUGCGAACCCCCGCUGCUUGCUCGAGAGCCAGAUUAUUUCCUUCCGAGUUCGCUGGUCGAGGGCGCUCGCGACGGGCGUCUUCGGCCCCGCGGCCGGCCGCGCGCGCACUGCGAACGCAUCGCCAAGUCCGUCCAACGCUCAGCCCAGGCGCGCCACCGGCGUCAACAACAGCAACAACAUGGGUCUUCCCUUCGACCCGUACGACUACGCCACGCUGCCGGGACGCAUCCUCACCACUGGUGCCGCCGGCAACUUCCCCGCCAUCGCGAACCUUGCUGGGGACGUCUUCAACGCGCCCGUGCUCAUGCCUACCACUCAGAUCGACUCCGCGCAGGUGAUACCUCAUCGCAACGCACCCGCCACUGGAUACCCCGCGCGCGCCGCCCUCGGUGGCGCCUAUAUCGCACGCUGGGUGUGGGGCAAGGAGAAGGGCACCCCCGCAGGCACCGGACGAGGUGGUUUCGAGGAGGAGAUCCGUCGGCUCCUGGGCAAGCGGUGGGCAACCACGAACGGUGCUCCGCUACGCACGAGCAUCAACGGCCCCGGCUCCAGCAAAGCCCCCAGCGCAGCGAACAGUGGCACGAGCACCCCCUACGGGCACGGCACCCGCUCGGCGCUCGGGUCUUCGGUCAUCGUCGAAGCGGAGGAGGAAGAGGCGGAGGAGAUGGAGCAACGCGUUGCUGCGGCGGAGCGCGGCGCGUUCGGACUCGGUUUCAGUGAGUCCGACAUGCAGCGCCUGCGCACCGCGACUGCGUCCACCGUCGGCACCGCGAUGAGCGGGAGCACGUUGGGCGACACGGCUUCGACCGCAUUCACGACCCCCGACCUCGGCGGCCUGGGGAGUCCUCCGCAGAGUCAGGACGGUGCAGGCGCGGCCGUCGCUCCGUCGACACUUCAACCGGUCACCGCGAUGCAGACGUCGGAUGCGGAGAUGCAGCUCGGCCUUGCGAAGGUCGCGGAGCCGGACGUCGACGCGUUCAUGGCCUAUGCCGCACUCGUCCCCGAGUUCUGCCGCCUCGAGGGUCUUCUUAUCAAGGCCAUCGUCUGA
Epithele typhae is the source of this 2325-nucleotide messenger RNA. RefSeq names its product actin-like ATPase domain-containing protein. Gene Ontology annotation, molecular function: D-xylulokinase activity. The coding region runs from base 1 to 2325 and encodes 774 amino acids. Gene Ontology annotation, biological process: xylulose metabolic process. The record is from RefSeq and is a predicted model, not a curated record. The transcript is spliced from 6 exons. Gene Ontology annotation, cellular component: cytosol. Lineage: Eukaryota; Fungi; Basidiomycota; Agaricomycetes; Polyporales; Epitheliaceae.